Punctularia strigosozonata HHB-11173 SS5 is the source of this 2274-nucleotide messenger RNA. Its product is annotated as Cullin-domain-containing protein. Gene Ontology annotation, biological process: SCF-dependent proteasomal ubiquitin-dependent protein catabolic process; protein ubiquitination. Gene Ontology annotation, cellular component: SCF ubiquitin ligase complex. Bases 1 to 2274 code for a protein of 757 amino acids. The transcript is spliced from 9 exons. Gene Ontology annotation, molecular function: ubiquitin protein ligase binding. NCBI's taxonomy places the organism in Eukaryota, Fungi, Basidiomycota, Agaricomycetes, Corticiales, Punctulariaceae. The record is from RefSeq and is a predicted model, not a curated record.
AUGCCGCCUGCGACGGCAGACUUAGUGACAACAUGGGCGUUCCUGGAAGAAGGAGUUGACCAUAUCAUGACCAAACUUCAAACUGGCGUUUCCUACUCAAAGUACAUGUCUCUGUACACGGUGGCGUACAACUACUGCACGUCGAGUCGGAUGCAACCCUCAGCUGGCGGCGCAGAACAAGGUGGCUUAGCUGGACGAACAGGGGCGAACUUGAUGGGCGCAGAUCUAUACAACAACUUGAUCCGGUACUUCAUCACCCACCUGAAAGAGCUACGUGAAGCAUCUGACUCGCUGCAAGACGAAGCCUUGCUUACGUACUAUGCUGGGGAAUGGGACCGGUACACUACAGGCUCGAACUACAUCAACCGAUUGUUUACCUACCUGAACCGGCACUGGGUGAAGCGCGAGCGAGAUGAAGGUCGGCGAAAUGUUUACCCCGUUUACACGUUGGCGCUUGUGCAAUGGAAAGCCAACUUUUUCUUGCAUGUGCAAAGCAAACACCAGAAACUCGCCGGCGCCAUUCUGCGCUUGAUUGAGCGGCAACGCAAUGGGGAAACCAUCGACCAAGGUCUGAUCAAGAAAGUUGUCGACUCCUUCGUAUCCUUGGGCCUGGACGAGACCGACAUCAACAAGGUCUCAUUUGAAGUCUACAACGAUCACCUCGAAACGCCUUUCCUCGAAGCGACGGAGAAGUACUACAAGGCCGAGUCCGAGGCAUUCUUGGCAGAGAACAGUGUAUCGGAUUACCUCAAGAAGGCAGAAGAACGGCUGAAGGAGGAAGAGGAUCGCGUAGAACGGUAUCUGAACACGAACACGCGCAAAGCUUUGAUCAGCAAAUGCGAGCAUGUUCUAAUCAGGCAACACGCCGAGCUCAUGUGGGAAUCGUUCCAAGGCUUGCUCGACUUCGACAAGGACGAAGACCUUCAGCGGAUGUAUGCGCUUCUCGCGCGCAUCCCGGAGGGCCUUGAACCCCUGAGGAAGAAGUUUGAAGAGCAUGUGAAGAAGGCCGGCCUGGCUGCGGUGGCGAAACUGGUCGGAUCUGGGUCUUCCGAAGCAGAGCUUGAUCCCAAGGAUUACGUUGAUGCUCUCUUAGAGGUGCAUCAGAAGAACUCUGAGACCGUAACACGUAGUUUCAAGGGCGAGGCUGGUUUCGUUGCUAGCCUGGAUAAAGCUUGCAGGGACUUCGUCAACAAGAACGCGGCCACCGGCACCUCCUCAACGAAGUCUCCUGAACUACUUGCCAAGCAUGCCGAUCAAUUACUACGGAAAAACAACAAGCUUGCAGAGUCGGAAGACCUCGAGGGCGCGUUGAACCGCGUCAUGAUCCUCUUCAAAUACCUCGAGGAUAAGGACGUGUUCCAGCAAUUCUACUCUACCAAAUUGUCGAAGCGGUUGAUUCACGGCGCAUCCGCUUCUGACGAAGCGGAAGCGAGCAUGAUCGCCAAGCUCAAGGACGCUUGCGGUUUCGAGUACACCCAGAAGCUGCAGCGCAUGUUCACCGACAUGUCAUUGAGCAAGGACUUGACCGACCAGUUCAAAGAACGUAUGACACAGAACCACGGGGACAUGGACCUGAACUUUUCGGUGAUGGUCCUCGGCACCAACUUCUGGCCAUUGAAGCCGCCCGAACACGAGUUCAUCAUCCCGAAGGACAUCCUUCCAACGUACGAGCGGUUCUCGAAGUACUACCAGCAGAAGCAUUCCGGGCGGAAGCUGACGUGGCUGUGGAACUACUCCAAGAACGAGCUUCGGACGAACUACACGAACCAGAAGUACAUUCUGAUGACCAGCUCCUACCAGAUGGCCGUGCUCGUCCAAUACAACGACAACGACACGCUCAGCUUGGACGAGCUGAUGGCAGCUACCUCGAUCAGCAAAGACAUCCUCACGCAGGUAUUAGCGGUCCUGGUUAAGGCCAAGAUUCUCAUCAACGAGGAGACGGAUCAAUAUGACCUCAAUCCCAACUUCAAAUCAAAGAAGAUCCGCGUGAACAUUAACCAGCCUAUCAAGGCUGAGCAGAAGGCGGAGAACUCCGAAGUGAUGAAACAUGUCGAUGAGGACCGCAAAUACGUGAUACAAGCAACGAUUGUUCGGAUCAUGAAGGCGCGAAAGACAAUGAAGAACCAAGCGUUGAUUCAAGAGGUUAUAUCGCAGAUUUCGCAACGUUUCGCCCCCAAGAUCCCGGACAUCAAGAAGGCUAUCGACACGCUCAUGGAGAAAGAAUACAUGGAACGAGUUGAAGGAACUCGAGACACGUUCGCGUACAUUGCAUGA